Messenger RNA from Pristis pectinata (smalltooth sawfish), 8182 nucleotides. RefSeq names its product interleukin 11 receptor, alpha (gene il11ra). Bases 399 to 1571 code for a protein of 390 amino acids. NCBI's taxonomy places the organism in Eukaryota, Metazoa, Chordata, Chondrichthyes, Rhinopristiformes, Pristidae. Gene Ontology annotation, cellular component: external side of plasma membrane. Gene Ontology annotation, biological process: cytokine-mediated signaling pathway. Gene Ontology annotation, molecular function: cytokine receptor activity; protein binding. The record is from RefSeq and is a predicted model, not a curated record. The transcript has 14 exons.
AGCCAGCAAGGAUGGACAGCAAGAAGUGGCCAAUGGAGUUUUGGGAUUGUUAGGGGCGGUGCAUCCGGUGUUUGUGGCGGUUCUGGUUUCUCUCUGGCUGGAAGCAAGGAGCUGUGCGGCUGAUUGAUAGGCGGGACUGGAGACGGAGGAAUGUCCAGUGCUCAUGAAACUGGAACAGCGGUGUGCGCCAGGGAGACGUGGUUAAUCCUGCUGGGUGAUCCAUAGACAACGCAUAAGGGAACCAAAGAAAUGUUUCUGCAAUUACUGAAACAUGUUUGUUGACUUAAACCAAAAAGUGUUUGUUGAUAUUUAAGUUUGCACAUCAAGUGCUAAAGAAUGCUGGAUACAUGAUGAGUUGAUUUAACUUCCUCCACGACUGGAGUUGGGUUGACUACAUUAUGAUUGGUUCUUCCUCCUGCAUUUACAAAGUACUCGUUUUGGCCGCUAUAUCUUUUUUGAUUCCAGACGAUGCAAAUGCUUUCAGAGGAAACGAAGCAUUGUAUGGAAGAAUAGGAACAGAUAUUACCUUGAUGUGCAAUGCUGCAAAUGACAGGAUUAUUCAAUGGAAAGUUAAUGGGACCCUAGUGGCCCAAACAAACAAUACUAAAGUACAAAAUGGAAACCUUGUGCUGUUGAUGGCAAGCUUGCCUGUGGAAGGAAACUAUAGUUGUCACGACGAUGCUGGAGAAAUGUUGCAAUGGACUCUGUUAAAACUUGGAUAUCCUCCAAGUAAACCAUUAGUGCACUGCAAGGCUCUAAAUUUUUCUAGAAUUUAUUGUUCUUGGGAAAAGAAUCAUGAGGAAUCCCUUCCCACCAGCUACAUUGCAACCUAUAGGGAUCCAAGCAGCAAAGUUUGGAAUUGCACUACACAGUUACCUAGUAGUGUUUGUCAAAUAGACAACCCUCAAAUAUUUUCGCAACUGCCGUAUGUAAUGAAUGUAACAGCUGUCAAUCCAGUUGGCCACAGAACUACGCUGUUAGAAAUUGUAACACUGGACAUUGUUCAGCCUGAUCCACCUACAAAUGUAAAAGCUGAGCCUGUUUUUGGAUCUCCUAGAAGAAUAAAAGUUCAUUGGAAUUAUCCAUUAUCAUGGAGCUCGCGUUUUGAAUUAAAAUUUAUCCUGGAAUACAAACUUAAGCAGAAUAACUUCUGGUCUCGGAUAGAGACAAACAAGAAAGAAGAGACUAUUACUGAUGCCAUUGCUGCACAACUGUAUGUGAUUCGUGUUAAAGCAAAAGAUUUUUUUGAUUCUGGGAAUUGGAGUGACUGGAGUUCUGAAGUACUUGUCACUACAUGGAGUGAGACUACUUCAGAAAGUAUCCAAACUACUGUUGCUACAUUAACGGUGGACUAUGUGGACACUUGCAAUCAACAAACAGAGUCCACCUCUGCUCCAACUUCAAUAUUUCCAAGUUCUGAUGUGCUGGAUAAGGAUUUUAUCAUAUUGAUCUCGAUUGCCAUCUUGGUUGGACUACUCACAAUGACGGUUGCAUUUGUCCUAUGGGUCAGAAAGAAAAAGCAAGAACCACAUAAGGCUGACAUUCUGAUGAAGGCAUUGCCUUAUUGUUAAUGCUCAGCUCCAUCUUCACCUGAGAUGUACAACAAUCAAACUGACAGGGAUUCCAGCUGCAAUAUUCCAUGAAGAAUUUUCAGCUAAUAAAAAAACACACAAAAAAUAGGCCGUUGGCCUUUAAACUGAAGAAAAUGCCCAGAUGUUUCCAACCAGUUAUGUUGAAUUGGUUAAUCUUCUAAUCAACAUGUGCCGAUGCAAAGUCCUUACAAAACUGUUUAGUGGAGUGGAAGCUGAUUUGUUUUGAUUGUGGUUGUCGAAUUUCCUGGAUGUCCUUCAAUAUUCAGUUUCACUUUUUUUCCAAAAUUUGGCUAUGUUGUCAUAGCCUAGCGUCACAACUUGCUUGAUGCAGUUUGGUUUCUGCCAUUAAGUUUGGUUUUUGAAAAGCAGAGUUUAAAUAUGAAGAACCCAACAUGCUCCAUUUUAACCAAAAAGACAAUAUCUGAAGGACUUGCAAAGGACGGCUUUUGGAAAGAAUGUGACAAGCCAUCGGGUAUGCGUCAAAUGUCGUAAGAUGACAGUCUACAGAAAAUAUAACCACUCUCAAAUUUUAACUGCCUCAGUAACAUGCAACCACAAGAUAACUUGUAAGAUUAUACAGCAGCAAGCUGGAGCUAAGUGCUGAGGACCUGGUGAUUAUUACAUGUAGACAUCUGAGCCUGUUUUGGUCUUUGCUUAUUUUAAAGCAAUUGACCAUUGAGUAUGGAAUCUCAUCUGCAAAUUAUUUUCUGUGACUUUUUGAUAGAAGUGAUUGCUAAUGAGGAAAGCUCUAUCUUUGACCUUAAAGCACAGGUGUUGGUGUACAUAGGAGGGAAAGCACAUGGUGCUGAUUGUGUACACCACUGGUUUUCAUGUGUUGCAGCUUUGUCUCUGUAGAGCACAAAUCAUACAAAAAAAAAUUGUCCCCUUACAGAGAAGGUGGGCAGUUAUUUUAAUUACUUUUUGCACAAAUUGUGUUAGAAAUCAAACACCUUUUAGGUAAAAGGCACACAUAUUGUAAGGAUAGCUUAUUGAUUCUAAUGGUGAGCUUUUUAUGUUCACAAUUGAAACGUUUUACUUGCUUGUGGCUGCUUCUCUUCAGUUGAAAGAAUAGCUUGCCAAACUAUAAUGAUGCUUAUUAAGAAUUGAUUUAAAAUGUCUACUGAAUGGAGACCUUUCCAGGUUGGUUCUGAUUCUGUUAAAAUGGAAACUUCUUUCACUCCCAUAGAAGUGUGCACACUAUAUUCAGGCUGUAGAAAGUUUGAGCAAAAUACUUUCUUGGAAAAAUUUGUUUUUAUUCUUUGAUAUUGUUGAUGUAUUGAACUCUGCAUUGUCAUGUAGGUUGAAAUGUAGAAUGAAAAUGUGAAUUUAAAAAUUGCCUAGGGCACCACUGAUAUUUAAAUCCACCAAAGUGAGUGUACUUUAAAGAGAUGCAAAUGUGCUGUCUGAAAAGAAAUCAAGUGUAUCCUUCUCCAAAAUUGCCGGUAUUCCAAAAUAUCAACUAUUUCAUGUCUUUUAUGUCUGACUUAUUGUUGACUUAAAAGCUUUUCAAUAUUUUGAUAUUUAUGGUUUUUAAUUUGGUAUCUAGAAACUUCUACUGAAGGUUUGAAUGAAAUUGAAACUGGGAUUUUAAAUUUUUAUGGCAUUGACUCAAUAUACAACUUGCAUUUAUGUGGAAUCUUUGAAGCAAACUGCAUAACAGGCAUAAACAAAAAAUGACUGCAAGACACAAUUAAGCGGCAGGUCAGAUAUUCAAAACCUUAGUCUAGAAGGUGGAUUUUGAGGAGUGUCACAAGAAGAAAUGGAAAUAGUGGAAAUUUAAGAACUUGGGACCUUGGCAUUUGAAGCGAUGGCUGCCAGUGGUGGAGAGAGUAUUUGAUCUUGAGUUUGUGAGGAAGUAGAGCAAGGGAAGCCAGAUGUGCAUUGGAGUAGUCAAGAGGUAUCAAAGGUAUGGAUCAUGGGGACCAAAAUAGUGGUUUCAGUCUUCCCAGUAUUUAAUAGAAGGAACUUCUGCUGAUCCAACACACCGUCAGAAAGACGGUCUGAAAAUUUAGGGACAGUGAAUCAGCCAAGAGAUGCAAUGUUUUCAGAAGGAAGCAGCACAAUGCACUUUGCAUCAGUUGUCAAUCACUUAUUAGCACUCGGGUGAAAACGAUGAAGAAGCAGUUGUUGAGCAGUUGGUAUAAGGAGAAAAGACACUUGUCUACGUGUUGCCUAAGAUUUACAACUACUCCUUCCAUUGUGAAGCAACUGAUGCAUCUUGGAUGGGAGAAUGUAAUUUAAAUUGAUCAACAUCUGUCAACUAUUGGGACUGUAGAUUUGGUUGAAUUAACUGCAGGGUUUUAACUGUAAAGGGAGCCUCUUUGAAACUUGUACUAACCAAUCGAUCAGCUUGCUUCUGCCAGAAGAGUCACAUGAAUGGUGAGGUUUAAAACCGUGUUAGCAGCAAGGACUAAAUUGCUAAAAUCUUUAUGCCACAUGAAGGUAAUAAUUGUCAUUCACUUUGAACAGAGAAGGGGCUACUUGAGCAAUUGUGCUUUGACUGGUUUUCUGGGAGAAUUGUCCACAAUCCUCUUUGUCCUUUUCUGUAAUUUUAGAUGGCAUCAUUGAAGAGGUUUUAUUGUUGAACAUUCGCCUGUAUUUUUUUUAAAAAUAGCAGAAACCCAGGAUAAGGUCACUGCUUUUGAAGAUGUGAAAGCUGAAGUGAUGGUGAUUUGAACAGGUAUUUGAUACAUGUUUUGAUAUUUUUAAAAAAGUAUAGUUGUGGCAUUUGAGAGAAUUAGUACUGGAUAUAGUUGAUAAUGCUGUAGACUUUGGGGGGGGGAGGGGGGAGGAGGACCAGUAGUUUUGAAAAAUUGUGCUGCAGCAUUGUAUUGUUGUGAUUGAUCAGCAAUACAAUUAAGCAGAUGCUUCAGCUGGAGCUGUAUAAAACUGGGUCAUAUUUGGAGUACUGUGCAGUUCUAGUCAAUGCAACACUGGAAGGAUGUGGAGUCUCUAGAGGGUGUAGAAGAGGUUCACCAGGAUUUUGCCUGGUUUAGAGUAUUAGCUAUAAGGAGAGGUUGGACAAACUUGGAUUUGUUUUUUCUGGACCAUUAGAGACUGAUAGAAGUUUGUAAAAUUGAGAGACAUAAACAGGGUAAAUAGUCUUUUUCCCAGAGUGGAAAUGUCAAAUACUAGAGGGCAUAGGUUUAAGGUGAGAGGGGAAGUUUAAAGUAGACUGACGAGGUAAAUUUUUUUACACGGAGAGUGAUAGGUGCCUGUGACAUGCUGCCAGCAGGAAUGGUGGAAGCUGGCAUGAUAACAACAUUUAAGAGGCAUUUAGACGUGAACAGGCAGGGAAUGGAGGAAUAUGAACCAAGUAGGCAAAUGUGCAGUUUAAAUUGACAUCAUGGGCUGAAGAGCACAGGAACAUUGCAAAGGAACAGACAAUGCAUGAUGCAUUUUGCUCCAUGCUUGAUGCAUCAGUUACCAGUAUUCUGGUAAAUGUAGAUACCUCCUCCAAUUAUUUGGCUUUGCUUAACUGGAAGUUCUAAAUUUGGAUGCAGGUCCUGAAACAUGAAAGGGCAGUUGUAAUUGUUUCCCAGCCCAGCCUGUGCCCAGGCUGCAGUGCAGUCCAGAACAGAUUCCUUUUAUGCUUCAAUGCUGUUAGCUUCUGGUGUUCUCUAACAGCCCUUCUCUCCAUCCUUGUUUCAUUAUUGGCACCAGAAACACACCAUGAAUGACUGCUUUACGCUUGUUAACCAUGAGACUGGUCUUGCUAUGAAAUGUUAUAUAAAAAAUACUACCCUUGAUAUAAUGAAGUAUGUUGUGAAUCUCAGACAAAAUUCACAAAAUAACUUGUUCAAUAGCAUAAAGAUAUUUUAAAAAAACAGAUCCCCUAAGAAUAAAAUAACUUCAAAUAUCUAUAGACUCUAUUCCUAAUUUUAAAUAAGGAUUGGUAGCUUUUAAUCAUCUAUGGACAUUCAUAAACCUCUCCUGUCUGAGCCAGGAUCUUGUAUCUGAAUUGUAUCCAAUAUUUCAAAAUUCAGUCAUUGCCUUGAUUUCUAAUAUGAAAGAUAUUGUCAUGCCUGAUGUUCACCUCGUAUGGGGGGGGGGGGGGGGGCGACAGGGGGGAGGGAACCUGUUAAGAGUAUCCUGGAGUGCUAAAAAUCAGCUUUUAUAAAAUCACCAUAAAGUUUGAGUGGAAAAAAAGUUAAUGCCAAUAGAAAGGCAACUGCAGCAAUUUUACUUCACACCACCUUCCCCCCUGCCCCAAGCCCUCCCUACAUUUUCCUAGUUUAAUAUUUUUGCUAGGACCCUGGUCCUACCUCACUGGAAUGAGCUGGUUUCAGUAGUCAGCUUACAAUGUGUGAAGUGGUAUCUCUUGUUCCUGCACCACUGAUUCAGCCACAUGUUUACCUUCCUGAUCUGUUUAGCCCCAAUGUCAAGUUACACAUCGGUUUAGGAAAUGAUCUAGACAUUUGACAUCCUGUUCUUUAAUCUUGGUAAUCUGCUCCUGGUAUUCUUCAAGCAGGACCUCUUUCCCACUCUUAACUAUAUUGUUGGCCCCAACAUGAAGCCCAAGGACUGUCCUCUCUCUCUCUCUCUCCUGAAUAUUUUAAUUGUUAUUGCCUGUUGCUGCCCAAUAUUCAGAAUUACGAAAGGUUGCUACUUGGUUGCUUUUACAUGGAUCUAUACCUCUCCACCUUUUUCUUUAUAAUGCAGGGAUUUCAUUAUUGAAAAGUUGUUACUGAAAGGGAAUAAUUUGGGUAAAAAUAUACAAAUGUAAAUACUUAAGCCUGGGCUUUCCACGCUACACAUUUUUUCCUGGAACCAAUCACCCAAAGUAGUUGUAGCUUGCACAAAAGAUCCUGGAGCAUUCAGUGGAAAUCCACUUUCCAUGAUCUUUUGUGCUACAUUUUUAAAAAAAAACAAAAGUGGAUGAAUCCACCCACAAAACUGGCCAUGUUCCUAGUUUGAACAAAUAUUGUUUGGGAGUUUCCACUUAUUUCCCAGACCUUUUGAGGAGGUUUAAAUAAAUAAAUUGACUCCUGCACAUAAGGGUACUGAUAAGGAUAGUUGAAAAGAUUUAGACUUGUUUACAUGUGAACUGAUUUACUGUUUCCUACAUAAUUGCAUAUUUUGAUUUCUCAAUUUAAAAUCGUUAUUCCCAGUUCAUGGACUGACUGAUUUUUGUGGUAAAUCUAUUUUAAGCUACAGUAAUCAAUAGUUAUUCUACAAUUGUUUUAAACAUUGUAUUAAAAUGUAGUCCAAUUAUACUGAUAUAGGGGAGAUGUGGGAUAUGCAAAUGAACCUGCAUGGAAGCUAGAACACUUCUCAAAGUGAUUGUGAAUCUCCUAUUGUAAAUAUUGCUGAAUCCUGAAGAGUACAAAUUGGAUAAGUUUUAAUUAGAUAGCAAGCUUUUUCCUUCACUAUUUUGAAUUGCCAGCUGAGAAAAGGAAACAAAAUAAGGCAACUUGGAGAAAUUUUCAUCUAAUGUCAUGUGUUGAGGCAUUUUGACUCUGCUUAUGGAUUUUAACAGUUGAAUUUCUUCUUGUGUGGUGAAUGGGUUUUUUGAAGUAUGUAUCAAGGAAAGAAUUUUGGUGGUAUGUGGUAGAAGAGGGUGGAGUUCUUAAACUGAAAUUUUAAUGUUUUCAUGAAACGCUGGUGGAGGAUUCCUGUUUGAUUGUGCUGCAGAUUUAUUGCUGAAUGUUGACAACUUGAUUGUAUGGGUCACUAAUGGAUUACAAGUAGAAGCUACUCACAUAGGUUUAGUGUGUAGACUUGUAUGCUGAAGCAUCUGGCAUUAGCCCUGCAAAUAGGGUAAAUUGUAUGAUCUGAUAUUGAUAACACUGUAAAAGUUCCUCCAUGUAUUAUAUAUUUACUUAAGUGGCACAAGAGCCUUGUUUAGUGUGGACAAUAUUGUACUCGCAAUUUCAGAACCACAUUUAACUGCCAACUGAACUAACUUUUGUAUGGAUCAUUGUUAUUUUUGAUAGUUUGGCAGUUGUCCUAUAUCUGUAAGGGAAAAUCAAAAGAUAAUCUAGUACUGGGGAGCUGAACUAUUUGAGAAAUUGGUACUUAAUAUAGAGAAUAUGAAGUUGUAAUGUUGGAUUUUUCAAAUUAUUUUGUGGAGAAAACAUUUCAUUUUAAUAUCAGUGAGUAAAGCAGAAUUUGAAUUCAUUCAGAAACAUUUCUCUAGCUACCUUCUGAGAGUAUUUAUUGAUUUAUACAAGAAGUAAAUAAACUUGCAGCAUCAAACUGAGUUCUGGAAGUUGUGCCUUUUUAAAAAAAAAACAAAGAACAAUGUCAGUAGAAAAAUAUAUCAAUUCGGCCAUCUAGACUUGUGCAUCAGCUUUUUUCAAUACUUUGUUAUAUCUGUAACAUUUUCAAUAAGCUAUGUUCUGUUAGUUCCAGAAAUCUAUUUUCAAUACGAUAAAUGUGAAUAUCAAUGAAAAAGUGAUGUAUUUUAUUUUAGCAUCUGUUUUGAAGAAAAGCUUUUCACUAAUUUUUCAUUAUAGAAAAUUUGACUGGUUUAAUUGCUUUGCAAUUUUUAAAAUGCCAGAAUAUAUCUUGUUCAUUAAAUACACUAUUUUUAGUCGCAAUGUAAAUUUAAUUUUCUUGUAUCUGUCUUUUCAAAAUAAAAGGUUGUA